Messenger RNA from Vigna radiata var. radiata (mung bean), 1461 nucleotides. RefSeq lists its product as uncharacterized. Bases 1 to 1461 code for a protein of 486 amino acids. Lineage: Eukaryota; Viridiplantae; Streptophyta; Magnoliopsida; Fabales; Fabaceae. The transcript is spliced from 2 exons. The record is from RefSeq and is a predicted model, not a curated record.
AUGGCUACUACUCAAGAGAAAGUGUCGUUGAACCUUGUAGUGAACAAAGACACAAACAAAGUCUUAUUUGCCGAAGCUAAGAAAGACUUCGUAGAUAUCUUAUGUAGCUUCUUAACCCUACCUUUAGGAACCAUCAUCAGACUUGUGGAAAACGAGUCCAACAUGGGUCCAGUAACAAUAGGUUCUCUCAAUUCAUUCUAUCAUAGUGUGGAAGCUCUUGACGGCGGGUUCCGGUGGAGACAGGGAUAUAAUAAGCAAAUGCUAUUGCGUCCCAGGAACACGGCCGAAGAUUUUUGCAAAACUCUUAAGGUUAACAUUGAUGACACUCCCCCCAGAGAAAGAUUUGUCUAUCGUGGGUCUUUUCCGGAAUGUUCACAGAAUGGAUUUGUCAAUGAUGUUGCGACUUUUGUCAUCACUGAUGAUCUGAUUCUAAUGCCAAAAUCUGUGGACUAUCCAAGAUUGGCUAUACUGCAGGAUUUGGGAAUCAAAGGUCCGUUUUCAUUGAAGGAAAUUACAGUGGAUGUCACCAAGAAAAAGGUACUGGAUUUGUUGAAGUGUUCUCUCCUUUCCGAAUCAUGUUUGACAGAUAUGCUAUUAGAAAAGAAACCACUCAUUGAGAGGCCAACGGUUUUCUCAGGUAGUGUUGAGAAUAAUGGCGACAUCAAAUUCGCAAUGAAGCUAUUUAUAAGAAAAUCAGAUGGCAAAGUUUUGUAUGGUCUUGGGGCAAAAGAAAUCGCAAACAUGCUUUUAAGUUUUCUGACCUUUCCUUUGGGAGGAGUUGUGCGUAAGUUGGGAGGAAAUAGCUGUGUGGGCAGCAUCGAUGGAUUAUACAAAAGCAUAGUUGAUAUGAAUGACUUAUAUUUCAUGUCAAAAUUUGCAAAAAACAGGCUUGUUGAUCCUUACUUGCUCCUUUUGAUGUCACUAAUUGAUUUUGGAUCAUCGACAACUAAUGAAGGUAAUGUGAGGAUGUUUGCUAUUACCGAUGAUUUGGUCGUAACACUAUAUUCUCCCACAUCAGAUUUAAAUUGCAUUGGCCAGAUUACGGAAAAGAUUAUCAGCAUUGGCCUCGUGGAGGUAAUUCUAUAUGUAGUUUUAUUUCUUCUUUUUUUUUUUUUGUGUGUGUGUUUUGAACAUUUCUUCCACUUUUAUCAUGGUUUCUCACUUGUUUUGAUGCAGUGUCUUAAUAUACUGAAAGCAUCGUUGACGUCGACAUCUGCUCUCACAGUUGGUCUCGCUCACUUGUUACCUGAAUUUACUGAUCUGGUUUCAUCACACGAUGAUGAGAAUUCACUACCAGAUGCAUCUUUAAUAGAAGGUGUGUCUUCAUCAGAAGAAUUUGAUGAACCGGACAGUUCAUCUUCAUCAGGCGAAUCAGACCGUUCGUGUGACGUAUCAGACAGUACGAGUUCAUCAUCCUAUCCGUGGCCAUCAGACGAUACGGAUUCAUUCGAGUUCAUCUGA